Messenger RNA from Bipolaris victoriae FI3, 969 nucleotides. RefSeq lists its product as hypothetical. NCBI's taxonomy places the organism in Eukaryota, Fungi, Ascomycota, Dothideomycetes, Pleosporales, Pleosporaceae. The record is from RefSeq and is a predicted model, not a curated record. The coding region runs from base 1 to 969 and encodes 322 amino acids. The transcript has a single exon.
AUGACCAUUUUCAUAGCACCGCAAACCUAUAGUGUCAGAGCCUCAUCCAGGUUAACGGCUUUCUGGGAGACACGCGACAGUGUCCAAGCCACGCAACAGUCUCGCAAGUCUCCCACUUGGGACGAGGCGUAUGUUCAAACGCACACGUACCGGCGCAACUCACACUUGCAGGCGUACGCGACCCUCAUCGACCCGUUCCUGGCGCUCCACCUGUACAGCUCGCUGCUUCCCAUCACAUCUUUGACCCUCCCGCCAUGGACCUGGCAGCAGGCGAUGCACAAGAUGACGGCCUUGUUCCAUAUUGGGCCGGUGCUCGUGACAGAGAACGUGCCGGAGUACAUGGUCGACAAGCGGCUUGGCAGCGAGAAUUACAACCUCACCAAGACGCAGCUCGUGAAUACGGCGCCGGCGGGCAUCUUAACGCUGCAGAGCGGCGACUGGGCAUGGCUGCAACCGUACAUGGAUGAGCUAGCAAGCAAGCUUCUACCGGGAAAGCCAGGAGAUGAGCCAGAUCCGGAAGCCCCGAACAGGCGGUUGUUCAUACCGCUGGCGAUGAGGCCGGUGGACGAGAGGGCGCGGUUCGAGAAGGGCCUGUACACCGCAUUAGAAGGAUAUCUCCAGCUGAGCAGGCGGGCGUGCCGUUGGACGAGGGGAAGGAAAAGCCAAACCUGGAACAGAACCCACUUCCGUCCCCUCCCUGUUAAGUACUCCAAAUCCAACAUUGUCGGCCCGCCCCGACUAGCGAGUGUGGAUUCGGAUUGGGAUGUGGCUGCUCGAUGGAGGCUGGGGGGGAGUUGGGGGCUGGCUGAGGUGGGUCACUAUAGACCUUGGGAGACCAGCCCCAGGGUUGGAGGAGGCCAAGGAGAGUGCAAACUAGCACUGCGGGGGCGGGUCAUGCAGGGUGGAACGCAACUAGCUAGUGCGACCGCUGCCAACGUGUGCGUUGGACAGCGGCAACAUCCAAGCUAA